Fimicolochytrium jonesii is the source of this 883-nucleotide messenger RNA. RefSeq lists its product as uncharacterized. Gene Ontology annotation, molecular function: protein binding. The transcript has 5 exons. NCBI's taxonomy places the organism in Eukaryota, Fungi, Chytridiomycota, Chytridiomycetes, Spizellomycetales, Powellomycetaceae. The record is from RefSeq and is a predicted model, not a curated record. The coding region runs from base 72 to 722 and encodes 216 amino acids.
AACGCGUCCUUCCCUUUCUUGUUUCGGGCACCAAGUUGAAUUCCCAGAAAAGCUGCUUGCCAGUCGCCAACAUGACUUCUUUCCUCCUCAAAAGCAGGCUGAUAGUGUCCCUGACUGCCUUUACGGCACGGUCUCUCGGGAGAGCGUCCGGAGUGCGGCAGUCCACCUCAAUUCAGGCUUCGCGCGCGUUACGGACGCAGAGUCUUUGCAGGGCUUCGUUUUCUGGAAAUGACCCUUCGGCGAAAGCACAACAACUGUUUGACCAAGGUUUGCAAAAAUGGAACACAGACGAUGUCCAGGGCGCUCUUGAAUGCUACCAACAGUCAAUAUGGACCGCCGCCACCGGAGACGCCUACUACAAUAUUGCAAACUGCUACCUGCAAUUAGGAAAGCAUCAAUCAGCGGUGGAUGCCUGGAAGAAGUCCCUCGAGUUAUCCCCAGGGCGGGCAGAUGCCCACGUCAAUUUGGCGAACGUAUAUGCCCUGAUUUUGAAACGCCAUGAUGAGGCUUUGGCGCAUUACGAGAAUGCUCUCAACCUGGAGCCAAAGGACGGACAGAUUCACUACAACUUUGCAGUUGUGCUCGAUUCGAUGGGAAAUUUGGACAAAGCGAUUGAGCAUUACAAAAUCGCGGUUGAGAAUGGCACAACUGUGGCCCAGAAGAAUUUGAGGAACGCUAUGGCUCGGAAACUGGGGCAACAGUUGAAGGAAGAGCCAAAAUAGUGAUCCCGUUGGAGAUUACGGCAACCCGAAUUAGAUACAAGGGCAUCAGCAAAGACUGCAUGUGUAAAUAGGCUUCGCCGGAAUGCCAUGGCUUGGAAGCUGGGGCGACAGCUGAAGGAAGAAACAAAACAGUGAUCCCUUCGGAUAUCCCACAGAUCCGA